Messenger RNA from Linnemannia hyalina, 771 nucleotides. The record is from the annotation of a GenBank genome assembly. NCBI's taxonomy places the organism in Eukaryota, Fungi, Mortierellomycota, Mortierellomycetes, Mortierellales, Mortierellaceae.
AUGGCACUCAAGUCCCUCUUCACUUUGGCAACAGCCUUUGCUCUUCUGGCCGUCUUGGCCGAGGCCCAUUCCUGGGCUGACUGCGUCGACUGGCGCUUCAACGACCCAGCCAAGCCUGGGUGGACGGAUAAGCACGGCAAAUGCCACGGAUGGGCGCGCCAAUACCCCGUCAACUCUGGCGUCCGCUUCGGCGGCCUAGACUCCUCAUCCCCCAACCGACACUAUCAACAGGAUACCAAAGAUUUCAUCCCCUGCUCCGACAAGUACCACGGCAACGAACCCGGUGCCGACGAAACCCGCCAGAACCCCAUCUCUCGCGCUUACGGAGGCCGCUUCGGCUCCAUGGCCUCCGUAAAGGCCGGAGACAGUAUCUGUGUCCGUUGGCCGGCCAAGAACCACGCCGUCAAGAAUGAGCGGGAUCGUGGGGUGUUCAUCAACAUGCCUCCUGCCCCAACCGCCCGCGACCCAAACCAGUCCCAGUUAAUGAAGAUGACAAUUGCGACCUUGAAGUAUAAGAACUGUAACCAAAUCUCUGGGGAUUCCGAUCAUACUCCCUGUGGUGGAUGUUUCAAGAUCCCCGAUAACCGGGUUGCAGGAACUUAUUUGGUCCAGUGGCGGUGGGAGUUGAACAACGACGAGUGGUAUACCUCUUGCUGGGAUUUGCAGGUCACUGCAAAGAAUCCCCCCGUUCAGCCUGGUCAGCCUGGCGAGUCUGUUGCCCGACCCCUUGGUGGCUCGACCUCCAUUUUUGCCGAGUUGGCCGAGGACUAA